This is a messenger RNA of Sander lucioperca (pikeperch), 444 nucleotides long. RefSeq names its product type-2 ice-structuring protein-like. The record is from RefSeq and is a predicted model, not a curated record. The transcript is spliced from 5 exons. Lineage: Eukaryota; Metazoa; Chordata; Actinopteri; Perciformes; Percidae. The coding region runs from base 54 to 425 and encodes 123 amino acids.
ACUGUAACAACGGUUUUGGUGGCUGGAGGCCAUCUUGUCCUGACGGUUGGACAAUGUUCAGCACUCGUUGUCUCCUCUACGUUCCAAACAAUAAGACUUGGGCUCAAGCUGAGCAACACUGCAAGUCCAUGACUGGAAACCUUGCAUCUGUAAUCAACACUGAGUACUCUGACCAGAUUAAAAAGGUGAUGCAGAGUGCCGGUCAACAGUCUAAACAGAUAUGGGUUGGAGGCUACAAUACACCAGAGGUAUGUCCUUCUUGGUCCUGGAUCGAUCCUUGGUUUCACGGAUUUUAUCACUGGUGUACUGAGGAGCACAAGAACCACUGUCUACAACUAACCUUUGAAGAAAAUGCGUCCGGGUGCUUAGAUGACAUGCAGUGUGAUGCUGAGCUCCCCUCAGUCUGCAGCAUUGUCAUCAUGUGAAUCCUGGGCUGAUAAAGAG